CCGCCAACAAGCCAUCUAGCUCGCAAUGUCUUCAAGUGCCAAGUGCCCAUCUGCCCAUGCCCACUCGUGGACCAGCAGCUGACUCAGCAGUCAGCACUAGCUCUGCAUGCCCACAGUCUCAUACUAAUGUCAACAUCAGCUCCUGCAUGUAACCAAGUAAACAGUCAAAAAAAGGCAGCACGCACCUCUCUUAUCCAAUCCGCUCUCCCUCUAUAUAAGCUCCAACCAUUCUUCACAAGUGGAGCCACACAAAUCACUCGCAGUGUAAGAUAGAUAGCAAACACUUGAGUUUGAUUCAAACAAUGGCAUUCAGAAGAGCGUGCCGCUGCUUGCUACUUGUCUCCUUGGCUCUGCUCCCGCUGGGCAUGGCCAUGGACUCAAUCGGCAGCUACUGCGCGGGAACCAGCUACGCGGGCAGCAACAAGGCCGUGGCCAACAUCAACUCCGUCCUCGCCGACCUCGUCGCCACGGGCUCCUCCGGAGGCUUCGCCACGUCCACCGCUGGCAAGGGCAACAACGUCAUCUACGGCCUCGCACAAUGCCGCGGCGACGUCUCCGCCAGCGACUGCGCGGCCUGCCUCUCCGACGCCGCCAAUCAGCUCCCCAGUACCUGCAGCUACAGUUCCGAUGCAAGAAUAUGGUACGACUACUGCUUCGUGCGAUACGAGAACGCCAACUUCUUCGGGCAGUCGGACACGGACGCCGGCGUGGUUCUAGUGAACGUGCAGGCGGAGGACAACGCGAAGGCGUUCGAGAAGGCGGUGGGGAAGGUGAUGGGGAAGGUCACGGCGCAGGCGUCGGCGGCGGGCAGCGCGGGGCUCGGGCGGGACAAGGAGCAGUACACGCCGUUCGUGUCCAUCUACGGGCUCGCGCAGUGCACGCGGGACCUCGCGCCGCUGACGUGCGCGCAGUGCCUGUCGACUGCGGUGUCCAGGUUCGGCGACUACUGCGGCGCGCAGCAGGGGUGCCAGAUCAACUACAGCAGCUGCAGGGUGCGCUACGAGAUCUACCCCUUCUACUUCCCCCUCGCCGGCAGCGGCGGCGGCCGCGCCACUACUGAUAUGACAAAGUACACCAAGAUCGUCGUGCAUCCUUGAUAUCUACGUACGUGGUGCAUAUAUGGUUAUGGUGUGCAUGCGUGCGUGCUUGCAUGCAUGCAUGCAUGUACACAUACGUAAGGAGCAAGUCGCUAGUUACGUGACUUUAUGAUGUUACAGCAGCGAACAAGCUAGUAUAAGCAAUAGCUAGCCUUCGCGUGCUGCAUCCAGGAAUAAAGAUGUACUGCGUACUAAACAGUGUAAUACUGUAAGUACGUCUGUGUCGAAGCAAUAAUAUUAACAAGUUAACUA
This is a messenger RNA of Phragmites australis (common reed), 1349 nucleotides long. Its product is annotated as cysteine-rich repeat secretory protein 55-like. Bases 303 to 1097 code for a protein of 264 amino acids. The record is from RefSeq and is a predicted model, not a curated record. The transcript has 2 exons. NCBI's taxonomy places the organism in Eukaryota, Viridiplantae, Streptophyta, Magnoliopsida, Poales, Poaceae.